AUGGACGACUUCUCUGACGAUGACUUCGAUGAGCUCAAUGUCACGGUUCUCCAAGAGCUGGAGAAUAAUGCCAUCCAGUUCACGCAGGCCCAACAUCUCGGCCCCACCCAAGCUGUGAACGAUGACGACUAUGGGCUCGAGGAUGAUGAUUUGGACGACACUGUUGUCAUAGAUGAGGCCGCCCAGCUGCCCGUCCGCCACUCGGUCGAGAGGCAAUCUCCCGCUCAAGCGCCCUCCCUUGUGCAGGAUCAUGGCCUGCAACCCACUCGCAGAAUACAACAACCACGAUGGCAGCAGCAUGCGACUGGGCCGGCGCUUUCUCAGUAUCAGUCUGCGAGACAACCUUCUUCAUCGUCCAGUCGAGCGGUCCCUUCUCGCCCAACGAUAUCACAUCACAUGGGACCUCCUCCACAACCUACCGCUAACCGUUUUGCUCCUCGACCAUCCGACUCACAGUACUUGCGCUCGCAUCCUCCACAACCACGUCCUACCUACCAGCAAAGCCAAGCCUCGCAACAACAUCCCGCGGCCUCCCAGCAGAACAGGGAUGCACAAUUUUCUGCACUCCAAGCUCGUGUAAGAGCUCUUGAGAAUGACCUGAAUUCGGCUCGUGGGGAAGCGUCUAUUGUCCGCUCCAAAUACGACAGGUCUGUCGCAGCCCACGAAGCCGAAGUGUCGAAACUCAAGAAGCAAAAUGCCGAGGCCUUGGCCAAACAAGAACGCCUAGUUGAGGCUGCGGUGCACGCGGAGAGGGCUGCUGCUACCGAGUUGCAGUUCACACGGCAGGAUCUGAGAGAAGAACUACAGAAGUCCAAGAAGAGCCGCAAGGAACCCGUGGAAACAACAUUAUCAACCCCCAGAAAGAAUAAGACGAACAGCUUCAAGAAUAUUGCAGAUGGUUUCGAUGAUGUGGAAGUGCUACCCAGCCCCUCCAAAGCCCAGGGAGGGUUGAAGGGCAAAGGAAAGAGUGUUGCACUUGCGCCCGGCGAGAGGACUCCGAGCAGGGCCAAGAGGAAACGACCUGCCAUUGACAGUCCAGUGACCGCACUGGAGGUGGAAGAUGAUGCUGUCAUGGUCGAUGCUGCUUCUGCUACACAGACCGAAGCAUCUGGCUCGGGCCUCCGCCCAAAUGCUCUUCCGUACGACUUGCUGCGACUUGUCCUAGAUCAUGGCGCUAUCCAUGGCCAGCCUUUAACUUUCGAUCUUCUUGCCCGAUACAGCUUCCCGUCGGAUCCUGAACAAUCUUUUGCUGGUAUCAUCUUUCAGAAGCUUCCUUCGCUCGGCGAUCCCCAUGACCCCGUGCGGUUGCUGAUCGAUUUCUGCGACAUGAUUAUAGAUCUGUGGGAUCAAUGUCUGCGGGAGAAAUACUACGAGCCGAUAUAUGAUCUGGUAGCGCUGAUCACUUUCAUCCUGCAACUAAACACCAUAUCAGUCGCACCUUAUAUUACUUCAACUUUGGUCCCUGUUGCACAGACCACAGUGUUCCUGCUAGCUGUUCCACGAUUUGAAAGUCAAGACGGUGAUUUGGCUUCACGCGCGGAUGAGAAUAUACAGCACCUGGUUCUGAACAUCGAUACUGAGGGUACAUUGCAACUCAUGUACCUCGCUGCUCUCGGCUGCACAGACUCUUACCUGCUAGACCCAGAACACCCUUUGGACUUGGGACCAGAGCGGGACUCUCCACAGAGAUUGUACUGGAAGCUCAUGCAGAUUGACUUUGUACUCGUAAUGCUUUCACCCAAGCAACCUCGCGACGACUUUCUCGGCAUGCUCAGCCUGCUGUGCACGUCUUGUCUUGCAGAGUCUAUUGGUCCGAUCACCAGCGAGCCGGACCGUGGCCCAGCUUUCGUGGCCCAGGCACUCAUAGAGCGCGUUUCCAAGAUCAUGCACGAGCCUCGGAGCUGGGCCGCCCCUGGCGAGUCGUCGGGCUCGUUUGGGCAUCGACAGUGCGUUGUGAGACUGGCGGCUUUGAGGACCCUCAUGGCCUUUGCUCAGUCAGGUCUAGGGGCAAAGCAGCUCGCGCUCAGCGAAGUAGCCAUACCUAGGCUGGUGAACGUUUUAUGCGGAGCGAUAGAUGCUCUGUAUGACAUGGACGUCCCAGUGGAAUUGAUUCAAAUUGGUUCUGGAGAAGACGAAGAUGAGAAAGACGGUCAAAAGGUGGAACGAGAAAAGCCACCCGCCGAGUCCGAGAACAUGGAAGGCGUGGACGCCGGCACCGCUGACCGAACCAUUGCUCUGGAUGAAGACGACGCUGAGAUAUCGCUGCCGUCGACGCCACAGUUGCCUUCAACAGCACCCCACGAUCCUAGCCCAACUUCUCUCCUCUAUACCAUUGCAUCGUCCGUGAUACUCCUACUCCACACACUUGUCACCGAUCCGGCCACUUCGGCACACACAGAUAUGCGUGCCAAGCUGUCGACUUCGCACGGCGCGCCGCAGAAGUAUCUGCUUACGCUCUCGCGGCUCAACUACGCCGAAGAAGAUUUGGUGCUGGAGGCAGGGAUUGACCAGGGCACACUCGAUCGGGCAAAUGAGCUAUUAGAUCUCGCAAUCACGCCAGACGAGGCAGAGGGGGUAAGACAGGUUUUCGGCGCUUAG
Diaporthe amygdali is the source of this 2598-nucleotide messenger RNA. RefSeq lists its product as uncharacterized. The coding region runs from base 1 to 2598 and encodes 865 amino acids. The record is from RefSeq and is a predicted model, not a curated record. The transcript has a single exon. NCBI's taxonomy places the organism in Eukaryota, Fungi, Ascomycota, Sordariomycetes, Diaporthales, Diaporthaceae.